CAUUCCUUGUGAGCCAAAUUGACUAGCAAAUAGCUGCGGCUCCCGUCAAUAACAAUAUAUUGUGCUUGUGCCCUCCCUGUUUAGACCAGUUAUUAAACAAAAGUUCAAUAUUUACUGGUGGUGGUAUACCUAACACAAGAUGAAUUACACGCCAUAAAAAUUUCACAUAAUGACAUUCAACAAAGAGGUGUUGGAUAGUUUCCGGCUUACUACAGAAACAUCAAGCUUUAUUCCCAUUCCAAUUCCUUCUAGCUAAAUUGUCUUUUGUUAGGACCACUCCCCUUUUAAGAUACCAUAUAAAUAUUUUUAUUUUGACGUAGUGAUUGUCUGGUGUAGUGCCUGCAGGGCAAAAAUCGUGUCUCUUGGUGGACGAAAAGAAGGCUGCUCUAGCUGGGGCGCCACUCUUGGAACUAGUUUCAAAGCUAGCUAUUGGUCCUCUAAUGUUGUGCACAUAACCAAUGUUGUGCACAUAAUCAAGGCUCUAAUCUGUCUCCAACUAAAGCUCGCUGGAAAGGAACAUUUUAGAGGCUUUGAACUCAAUACACUUUCCACUGUUACGAACUUCUUUCUGAUGUUUUUAUACAACAUGGGAUAAGGUAAAGUUAAAGGUUUAUCACCUAACCACCGAUCCUCCCAAGUUUUUGUUUCUCGCUUCGAAUCUUGAAAGAGCCAAAAGAUAGGAAAUCAUCCUCACCUACAUAAGGCUAGAUAUAUGUGUAAUGGACUUAUGUUAUUCAAGUGCUUAUUUUUAAGUAUAUCCCCAUACCAAUCUUCACUUAAGAGUUUAAAAAUCCAUUUACUCAAAAGUACAUUUAUUUUGAAUCUGCCAUUUCAAAAUUGCUAAACCUCCUUACUCUACAGGUCUGCGGAGUGUACUCCAUUUGGCCAAUCUAUAUUUUUUCUUGUGCUGUAUUAAUCCAAAUUCUUGAGGACCCCUUUAGGCACUUUGAAGAAUGAAAAUAUAAACAUAGGUAAACCAACCUUUCCCCACCUGAAAGAAGUUUUCCUUCCCCACUACCAAGCUUCUUCUGAAAUCAUUCUUCUACCAUGAGCCAAUCUUUGUUGGUUAUACUAUCUUACAAUGAUAGUAUAGGAAUUCUCAAGUAUCUAAAGGAAUGGUAUUCCCAUUUACACCCCUGAAAGUUCCAUAUAUUCUCUUGGUUUUGCUUGUAUCCCUUGCCAUAUAAAAAUAUACUUACUUUUAUUGAAAUUGAUCUUGAGGUUUGAUAACCGUUUGAGAGUGAUCUAUUGUACUAAUUUGAAUUUCUUUGCCUCCCCUAAGUCAUGCUCCACAAAAAAGAACAGUGUUAUCUGCAUAUUUGAAUAACCCCCCAUCUGCCUAGUGGGGUACGACUUCUCAGAAAUGCCCAUGAUCCCUAGCUCUAGCAAUAAGAAUUGAAAGCAUAUUAGCAACAUGAUUAAAAUGAAACGGUGAGAGAGGAUCCCCUUGACGUGAUCCUUUCCUGGUGUGGACAGUUGUUGGACGUUAAUGUAUCCAGCAGGUAAGUAAUCUUCGCUUUAAACAAUGCACUACGUGCACUCCCGCGUCUCUCCUACCAAUCUUGUUGAUAUGUCAAUUUUACUUUGCACCUGCUAUCAGGCCAUCAAAGUGUAUAUGCAACAAGAUUUAUCAUAGAGAAGGUGUAUAGCUAGGAACGAACAUAUUUGUUUCUAAGACUAGAACAACAAUGAUCAUGAUAAAAAAAAUAAGAUAAGAUCUAUAGUCAACAAUUUUAUGCAAAAUGCUGAUAUGAAAGGAAUAAGCUAGCUGUAAGAACCUAAGAGAACUUAAUUGUGUUACUAAAUCAAAGAGAUGUCGUGGUAAUGCUUGUGAUACUUAUCAGCUUUCAUCUCACUGCAAUCAGGUUACAAUCCAUCUCAACCAAAGAGCAACUGUACUCGCCGAUGUGGGAGUAUAAAUGUUACAUUUCCCUUUGGCUUGGAAAAAGGUUGCUUUGCAAGAGAACAAUUUCAUCUCCAUUGCACAAACAAGACAUCAUCAGCUCUCUUAUACUGGUCAAUGAAUAACUAUCAGGUGACAAAUAUCUCUGUUGAACAAGGCCUUAUUGAAUACAUUAGCCCGGACGCAAAUGCUCAAAUUGAUUUUGGUUCAUUAUUUGACGGGCCAAGUCUUUUCUUUUCAUCUGCGGCUGCCGUUUCCAUGCAAUGGGUAGUUGCUCAAUUAUCAUGCGAAGAGGCAAGACACAAUAUGUCUGGGUAUGCAUGUGCAAGUGCUAACAGCGAAUGUAAAACAAUCCGACAUACAGGUGGUUACGUUGGUUACAGAUGCAAUUGCAUAAGUGGGUACCAAGGAAAUCCAUACAUCGAAAGUGGCUGUGUUGAUACCAACGAGUGCCUUCAGCUAAACAUCUGUCCUGAAAUAUGCAACAAUACCAUAGGAAGCUACGCAUGUAAUCCAUGCCCUUACAAGACAGAGUAUGAUCCUGUUAACAGGCGUUGCGUCAUCAGAAAACACCAAAACCUUCUCCUAGGUAUUGCUAUUGGCCUUAGUGUUGGCCUUGGAAUUCUACUUCUCUGCUUAUGUGGGGUUUUCCUUAUCCGUAGAUGGAGAAGAGAUAUCCAAAAACAAUUGCGGAAAAAAUAUUUUCAGAAAAAUAAGGGCCUUCUUUUGGAGCAACUAAUAUCUUCAGAUGAAAAACAAAGUGAUAACAAAAUUUUCUCCUUGGAAGAGUUGCAGAAGGCAACAAACAACUUUGAUCCUGCACGUAUUUUUGGUAGUGGAGGACAUGGUAUGGUAUACAAAGGCAUCUUAUCGGACCAACGUGUUGUAGCCAUAAAGAAGCCGAAGGUACUUGCGGAAGGAGAGAUUAGUCAGUUUAUCAACGAAGUUGCAAUCCUCUCUCAAAUAAAUCACAGAAAUAUCGUAAGACUUCUCGGAUGUUGUCUUGAAACUGAGGUUCCUCUACUGGUGUAUGACUUUAUCCCUAAUGGUUCACUAUUUAAGAUUAUUCAUGACGAUCAGAGUAACAAAGAAUUUUCCUUGUCAUGGCAUGAUUCCUUGAGAAUUGCUACAGAAGCUGCUGGAGCUCUCUGCUAUCUCCAUUCUGCAGCAUCAGUAUCGGUUUUUCAUCGUGAUGUGAAGUCUUCUAAUAUACUCUUGGAUGGAAGCUACACAGCUAAAGUUUCAGAUUUUGGGACCUCAAGAUUGAUUCCAAUUGAUCAAACCCAUGUUAUCACAAACAUACAAAGUACAUUUGGGUACUUGGAUCCAGAGUAUUACUAUACUGGGCAAUUAAAUGAGAAGAGUGAUGUCUACAGUUUUGGUGUUGUUCUGUUAGAGUUGCUUCUUAGAAAGGAGCCUAUCUUUACUAGUGAUUCCGGUUCAAAGAUAAACUUGUCAAAUUACUUCCUCUCUGAGAGAAGAACAAGACCAACCACAGAAAUGGUUACCUCUCAACUUCUGGAGCAAGCUUCUGAAGACGAGCUUAACACUGUUGCAUCUCUUGCGGAGGAGUGCCUGAGGCUACAAGGUGAAGAAAGACCUACUAUGAAGCAAGUGGAGAUGAAACUGCAACUUCUGAUAAAUAAAGGUUUGAGAUCAUGCAACGGUUUCCCACAAAGCAGUUGCGAGAUACAAGCACCACCACCUGUAAGACUUGCAGCUCAUCACUGUCAACCUUUGUCAACUGACGGAGACAAUAGAGCUAAUAUAGCGUCUUCAAGCUGCUAUGCGUUGGAGCAAGAGUUUAUGUCAUCUGCUACUUUACCACGAUGAAUUAAUCCUUGACCACCUUUCUUACACAUGUUUACACAGGCAUUUUAAUGAUCAUCUUAUUGUAUACUAAUGAUGACAAACCCUGCACCGCACUUGUCCACUAUUAUCGUGUUAUUAGCUCAAUAUUAUUGUAAUAGAUUUGUUUAAUGUUA
This is a messenger RNA of Panicum virgatum (switchgrass), 3888 nucleotides long. Its product is annotated as putative wall-associated receptor kinase-like 16. The coding region runs from base 2021 to 3736 and encodes 571 amino acids. Lineage: Eukaryota; Viridiplantae; Streptophyta; Magnoliopsida; Poales; Poaceae. The transcript is spliced from 4 exons. Gene Ontology annotation, cellular component: plasma membrane. Gene Ontology annotation, molecular function: ATP binding; calcium ion binding; protein serine/threonine kinase activity. The record is from RefSeq and is a predicted model, not a curated record. Gene Ontology annotation, biological process: protein phosphorylation; cell surface receptor signaling pathway.